AUGGCAUCUUCAAUUCUCAUCACUGGCUCUAACCGAGGUAUCGGCAAAGAGCUGCUGAAUUUGUAUCUUUCUAGACCCUCGACUACGGUCAUCUCCGGAGUCCGUGAUGUCAACCAUCCUUCAGUGGCUGAAUUGCAGAAGCUUCCUGUUGGUCCAGGUUCUCGUCUUAUUGUGCUACAGCUAGACAGCAGCUCUCCGACCGAUGCUGGAGCUGCGGUCUCGCGGCUUGAGUCGGAGUUCGGUAUCACGAAACUCGACACUGUCAUCGCAAACGCAGGAAUUGGAAAAUUUUGGGGCCUCACUACAGAGACACCAGUCAAAGAGGUCGAAGAACAUUUCGAAGUCAACGCGGUCGGUCCGUUCCGACUGUUUCAAGCCGUCCAGCCCCUGCUGUUCAAGGCUUCCACCCCCAGAUUUGUAGUGAUUUCCACUGUGCUCGGCAGCAUCGAGCUCCAGAAGAACAUGACUGUCCCAGAUGUCGCAUAUGGCAUGUCAAAGGCAGCAGUGAACUUUUUCACUACCAAAAUUCACCAUGAGAAUCCCCAGUUGAUUGCAUUCCCGAUCCAUCCAGGAUGGGUGAAAACUGAGCUUGGCAACUCUAUUGCGACCGCUAUCGGCGGGACAGAAGCCCCUGUUACGCUUCCAGAUAGCGCCGCUGGUAUCGAAGCAUCCUCGAGAGAGGCAACUUCUGGACGGUUCAUUGGAUACGAUGCCACGAACUACCCAUGGUAA
This is a messenger RNA of Penicillium lagena, 732 nucleotides long. RefSeq names its product SDR family oxidoreductase. The transcript is spliced from 4 exons. The record is from RefSeq and is a predicted model, not a curated record. The coding region runs from base 1 to 732 and encodes 243 amino acids. Gene Ontology annotation, molecular function: oxidoreductase activity, acting on the CH-OH group of donors, NAD or NADP as acceptor. Lineage: Eukaryota; Fungi; Ascomycota; Eurotiomycetes; Eurotiales; Aspergillaceae.